This is a messenger RNA of Oppiella nova, 354 nucleotides long. NCBI's taxonomy places the organism in Eukaryota, Metazoa, Arthropoda, Arachnida, Sarcoptiformes, Oppiidae. The record is from the annotation of a GenBank genome assembly.
AAAGGCAUAAUCCGCGAGUACGCCCACCUAAUCGUAAACCUUGAACGCCAGACCCCAUCAGGCUUUCCAAAUGAUAUCAAAUCCGUAUUCCUUGAGAUAACACUACUCGACAACCUGUCCCUCAGAUUGCGGUUCACAGACACUAAUAAUAAGCGAUACGAACCACCCAUACCUCAAAUUAAACUGCCGGACUUUCCCGCCGUUUAUGACCCCGUUUAUAUUGUCGAUGUCACCCAAGAAGGUCUAUUAACAAUUGAACGGAAAUCAACCAAAAAACUUAUAUUCCAAACCGAUUUGACCAAACUCAUAUACUCGGACCAAUUUAUUCAGCUCAAAUCUACACUACCAUCCCCG